AUGGCUGGACGCUUCGUGCGCUCCUCCAAAUACCGCCAUGUCUUCGGACGUCCCACGAGAAAGGAACAAUGUUACGACAAUCUCCGAGUUUCUAGGAACGCUUGGGACUCAAAUCUACUGAAAGCCAACCCUGAAUAUCUUGCCGUCAACUGGGACGCCAGUGGUGGAGGUGCCUUUGCAGUCAUUCCUACCUCAGAAAGAGGGAGGCUGCCGGAUCGCAUACCUCUGUUCCGAGGGCAUACCGCAGUCGUCCUUGAUACAGAUUGGAACCCCUUCAACGACUCCCUAAUAGCAUCAGGCUCCGACGAUGGCAAGGUGUUCCUGUGGCGGGUACCUGACAACUUCACUGUCCGGCCGGAUCUGCCCGCAGAUGAGAUCGAGGACGUUGCGCCGGUUGGGAAGCUGAGCGGCCAUUCGAAGAAAGUCGGGCACGUUCUCUUCAACCCUGCCGCAGAAAAUGUUCUAGCGUCUGCAUCCGGCGAUUUUACCGUCAAGAUUUGGGACAUCGAAGCGGGCUCUUCGAAGCUUAACCUCAAGGUGGGCGAGGUGAUCCAGUCCAUGUCAUGGAGCGCCAACGGCUCGCUUCUUGUGACCACAUCUCGCGACAAGAAACUGCGGGUAUGGGAUGUACGACAGGAGAAGCCGGCGAUCGAAGUUGCCAGCCACCAAGGAGCCAAGAACAGCAGAUCUGUUUGGAUGGGCGAGCACGACCGCAUCGCCACGACCGGAUUUUCUAAGAUGAGCGAUCGACAGCUGGCGCUGUGGGAUAUCAAAGCUCCCAAUGCGCCUGUCGACGGGUUCCAAAUGCUCGAUUCGAUAUCAGGCGUCUGCAUUCCCUUCUGGGAUGAUGGCACAAACUGCCUGUACCUUGCUGGUAAGGGUGACGGCAACAUCCGCUACUACGAAUACGAAAACGACAAAUUCGAGUAUCUGUCAGAGUACAAGUCUUCCGACCCGCAGCGAGGAAUCUCAUUCUUGCCUAAGCGCGGCGUUAACAUGCACGAGAAUGAAGUCAUGCGUGCCUACAAGACGGUCAACGACUCCUACAUUGAACCAAUCUCUUUCGUUGUUCCUCGCCGCGCCGAAUCUUUCCAAGAGGACAUCUAUCCACCAACCAUUGGCCUCAAGCCCGCGAUGAGUGCUUCCGAGUGGUUUGAGGGUGCUGAGAGACUGCCACCCAAGAUCAACUUGGAGAGCAUAUACGAUGGCAACGCGGGGGAAUACGCCACAUCCGAAGCGAAGCCUGCAGCAAAGCCGGCAGCAGCAAAGCCUGCUUCUCCAGUUAAGGCUCCGGAACCUAAGAAGGAAGCCGAGCCGCCGAAGCCAGAGCCUGCCGUCACUGCGCGUGCACCUCCGGCUUCGAUGAAGGAGCAGGGGAGCUCAAUGAUGGCUAUGGCUUCCAAAUUCGAAGACAAGGAGGCUGUCGAAGAUGAGGACAAUGACUCCUCGAGCUUCGAGGAGGUUCAGAAACCAAUCGAGAGGACCGCCAUCAAGGGUCCUGCACCACAAGUCGACACCAAACCGUCAGCCUCCCAGAAGGUUGCAACGCCUAGUCCAAAAUCACCCGUCCCAACCAAGGAGCCCGAGUCUGAGGUGGCUUCAGCUACGAGUACGCCUGUCCAGCCUACAAGUACAGCAGACUCCACGAGCUCUGCUGCAGGCACCGAAGUCCUGGAGCGUGAAAUCAAGAACAUGAAGACAAUGAUGGCCCAACAAACUCGACAGAUUGCUACUUUGGCCAAAACUGUGCAAGAGCUGACGGCCGAGGUCAAGUCACUAAAGAGUCGUUGA
This is a messenger RNA of Cyphellophora europaea CBS 101466, 1791 nucleotides long. RefSeq lists its product as uncharacterized. The coding region runs from base 1 to 1791 and encodes 596 amino acids. Gene Ontology annotation, biological process: actin filament organization. Gene Ontology annotation, molecular function: actin filament binding. The transcript has 7 exons. The record is from RefSeq and is a predicted model, not a curated record. NCBI's taxonomy places the organism in Eukaryota, Fungi, Ascomycota, Eurotiomycetes, Chaetothyriales, Cyphellophoraceae.